This is a messenger RNA of Anopheles gambiae (African malaria mosquito), 1248 nucleotides long. RefSeq lists its product as uncharacterized. NCBI's taxonomy places the organism in Eukaryota, Metazoa, Arthropoda, Insecta, Diptera, Culicidae. The transcript has 4 exons. Bases 97 to 669 code for a protein of 190 amino acids. The record is from RefSeq and is a predicted model, not a curated record.
CUUCAACGAAUCCUCUCUAGCGGAUGGUGUGUUCGCGUUCGCCCAUAGGAAAAGUUCCGUUCCACGCUUCCACGGCAAAAGGAGAAGUGCGUGACAAUGUGCUCCGGGGCGACAUUUAAAGCGCUGUGCUACUUCUACGCGGGCUGUAACAUGUUUAUGUCAAUCAGUGCCAUCAUGAACGCGAACCGUGUUAGUGCAAUUAUCGGGUACGAUAAUUGCACCAACGCCCAGCUCGGCCCAAUCGAUCACAGGUUGGCGGCUGAUAGACCGCCGGGCGAAACGUGCAAUCAAUUCACAUACACCUUUCUGGUUGCUGCGAGUGGGCUGGACUGUCUGAUGUCGCUCGUACUAACGGUGGCCAUUGCGUUGCGAAAAACACUGCUGCUGAAGCUGUACACGCUACACCUGUGGUGUCAUAUGUCAUUCUGCUUCUACUGCUGGUUGGCCAUCCUGCUCGCCUUCCGCGGUGCGAUCAACUCCAGCACGCUGCUCUCCGUGUGGGGCGUCGUCUUCAUACUGGCCAGCGUUUACUUCGCGAUGGAAGUCUGGAUAACGCGGGGAGCCUACGAAGCCGUACGUGUGGAACGGGCGAAACUGAAGCAGCUUGCAACGGCACCGGAGCCCGGCCCCGGUGAUAUGCUGCUGAGCAUGGGUGGAUUUAUCUUCUGAGAAGCGCUCGAAAUCUUCACCAACGUUCUCGUGUGAUCAUGGUGAUGAUGACGAUGAUGAUGAUGAUACAUCACCGCAGCCUUCCCUCGCUAAACAUGGCCGUCAUCGUACACAUCCGAUUUGAGGUUGACUUAUCCGCGCACUUGUGUGGCGAGACUGUGCGGUAGUAACGGGUUGGCACGAGUUGUGGCACGAGUCAAUAAAUCGAGUUUGUCCUCAAGCGGUGUUUUGAGAGCGGAAAAGGGUGUGGACCAUGUACAGCGAGUUUAAUGAGAAACGGAUUUAAACGGAAGAUAAUAAAGUACGUGAGCACACUUACGAGGUCGGGUGGGUACGAAUGAAUGGUUUUCUCGCACGGAAUUCAACUAUUCAACCGAGCAGAACUACGUUACAGGCCGCAAAAUGUAAACGAAUGGGUGAUAGUGCAGUUGCUAAGAGUAAAUAUGGAUCGAGUUUAGUGCGAGUGUGUGACACUGGAAGAAAUGUGUGUUUGAUGGUUUUGUUAGAUAGUACAUGAUUCACAAUAAACACUCAAAAUAGCAUAAUAAACAAAAACAAUUCGAACAUAUACAAAUGUAA